GCUAUGAGUUCAAGAGGGAGUGGCGGCCGCUCUAACGGCGUGCUGCCCCAGACCAAGAUCUGCCAGUUCAAACUAGUGCUGUUGGGUGACAUGGCAGUUGGCAAGUCCAGCCUGGUGCUUCGCUUCGUCAAGGGACAGUUUGAUGAGUUUCAAGAGACCACCAUAGGAGCUGCCUUCCUGGCGCAGUCGGUGUGUUUAGAUGACACUACUGUCAAGUUUGAGAUCUGGGACACAGCAGGCCAGGAGCGUUACCACAGCCUGGCACCCAUGUACUAUCGAGGAGCUCAGGCUGCCAUUGUGGUUUUUGACAUCACUAAACCGGAAACCUUCGAGAGGGCAAAAGCCUGGGUGAAGGAGCUGCAGAGGCAGGCCAGUCCCAAUAUUGUCAUUGCUUUGGCGGGCAACAAGGCUGAUCUGGCUGAGAAGAGACUAGUAGAGUAUGAGGAAGCACAGACGUACGCUGAUGACACCGGCCUUCUCUUCAUGGAAACCUCGGCUAAGACGGCCAUGAACGUCAAUGAGCUUUUCCUUGCCAUCGCCAAAAAGAUGCCAAAAACAGACACUCAAAACCCAACACACGCAGCACGACAUCGGGGAGUCAACCUCCAGGACCCUGACGCCCACUCUGCUAGAGCAUGCUGUGGUGGGAACUAA
This is a messenger RNA of Nerophis lumbriciformis (worm pipefish), 654 nucleotides long. Lineage: Eukaryota; Metazoa; Chordata; Actinopteri; Syngnathiformes; Syngnathidae. The record is from RefSeq and is a predicted model, not a curated record.